AUGGGUAAUUAAUAAUAAAGUGAAUCUUAAAAUGAGUUUCUGGAAAAAAAACUUGAUCCUAAUUAUGGAGAAAUAAAUAUAUAUAAAAAUAAAGCCAACAAUAUGAUAUUUGCAGAAAUUAAAUAAGCUUACUCAAGCGAAUCUUUAGCUUAAGCAAUAAAAGCCAAUUUAGUAAAAAGGUAUUAUGUUGAACUAAAGUCAGAUUGCAAUUGAAUCAUAAAUGUUUGAUUAAAAUAUUAUCAUUUGAUAGUGGAAAGAUGGAUGACUUUUGCAGUUCAUUUAUAAUAUUAUCAAUAACCUCAGAGUACUUGAAUGAAACCUUAUAAAAUGACAUUCAUCUACGAAAGGUCCAUAAAACUAUAUACUCAGAACAAGAGCUAUGCUACAUUCUAUAUGAGAUUUCUAAUCUCUGCCAUUAUAUGAAAACCCUCAAUAACGAAAUAAUCGAUAUUUACCCAUAGAGAAUCCUUAUUGAUGAUAAAAGAUAGAUUAAGUACUAUGAUUAAUUUCUCGACAACCCAAGGCUGAGCAACUAUUAUUAGGUUCUCUUUUGUUAAAGAGAUUUAGAAUAUAUUGCUCCUGAAUAAUUGAUUCUCUUAGCUGAAAAAGAUAACAAUGAUAUUAACAGUUAAGAAUUAGUAAAUGUCUUUUGUAUCGGCCUAAUGAUGGUGAGUCUUAUAAGUGGUUAAAGAUGUGUUGAAUUUUACAAUCAAGAAAAAUUGUUGUUUAAAAGAGAUUACGUAAAUCGACUGAUAGAUAAAUAUUGUUCAAGAUACUCAUAUAGUGAUUUCUUUAAAUCCAUCAUUCAGUCAAUGCUCAAAUAACACAAUGAAGGCAGACCAAAUUAUCAAAGUCUUUUGCAAGUCCUCCAUCCUUAACAAGAUAGUUUUGCCACCUUUUUAAAUCCUAUAGGGAAACAGGGAGGUACUAAAAUAUAAUAAUCAUAGAAAUGCUCGAAUCAUAAUUUCAUUCAUUUCGCACCUAAGGUUCAGCCUCUAGAUCGCAUAUCUUGUCGAGUGAUCCUGUUGAUUUUAGUGAAAUAGAUCGAAGAAUUCUGUCUGCUAGGUAGAAGGCUUAAAAGACUCUAGACCAAGUUGGAUUGGAUUUGAAAUUGAGUAGUUUUGGAACUACCUAAUUUAACAUAAUUGAAGCAAGUCAAUGA
Molecule: messenger RNA, 1162 nt
Organism: Paramecium octaurelia
Lineage: Eukaryota; Ciliophora; Oligohymenophorea; Peniculida; Parameciidae
Source: the annotation of a GenBank genome assembly